CUUACAGUAUGCCUGUUAGCAUUCUUCAGGGAAAGUCUCCUUGAAAGAGAGAAGCACAAGACCACAACAAUUCUGAAAGGCUCGUACAGGCUACCAUAAAAAUGUUACAAGGAUCAAAAAAUCUGGUGUUCUUAAUGAAUAAAAGUGGGAAAUCCUUGGAUGCACAACAUGAGUUUAUAGAGCUUCUGAAAAAACACAUCAGGUUUCAACAAGUAAAUUCAGCAAAUGAAUGUGAUGCCAUCAUCGCUUUUGUUCCAGUUAUGUCUCGAGCUGGAACAGACAUUGAAGCUGCUCUUAAAAACAUUCCAACAACUCAUCCUGUUGUCCUAGUUGCACUUCAUCACACAUUUGAUGAAAAUUACGUUGCUCCUGAGAGCAAAAUGUGUGUAAAUAGGAAUGGUGUAUUUGCUGGAGACUUGCUCUGGUAUGAAGAUUUUGGACUGCUGAGAUGCUUGGCCAAUAAUAAGGCACUGGAAUCCAUCGCUAAACAUCUAUCACCCAAUAUCUCGGAAGGUCUUGGAAACAUACUUAUACCAGUUAAUCCACGACCACAGAGAAGAAUUCGGAUCUGUGUGGCUGUUUUUGUUUUGGCUGUUUUGUUGACUGUUUGUAUUUACUUUCUAGUUAUUUCCAGGGAAGGCCAAAAUGGCACUCCAACUACAUCCACUAUACCUUUAUCUACACAACAGACAAACACAACUGCAACUACACAACAGCCUAACAUAACUGCAGCUACACAGGGCUAACAUAGCUGUUACUUCAUAAAUGCUAACAACUGUAACUGCAUUGCAGCCUUGCAUGGCUUUAACUAUCAAACAGCAUAAAAUAACAGUAAUUACUGUGCAUCUUAAUAUAGCAGUAUUUAUAGCAGUAAUAUACCAGCCUAAUAUUACUGUAACUUCAUGAUGGCUUAACAUAACAGUUACCAUAGAGCAGUGGUGGACAAAGUACACAAACCAUGUAGAGAUACAGUAGGUAAAAUAUUACUUCAUUAAAAGUGCUGCCUUUAAACCUUCACUUGAGUAAAAUUACAAAAGUAAAAGCCUUUAAAUACACUUAAUAAUGCAAAAUACAUCACUAUGAUUUAUUAUUGCUAUAAUGUCCUAUUAUCAUUUUUGUCAAAAGACUCUUGCUUACCCAACCCAAGUUUAUGUGAAAAGUCUCUAAUGUUACUCAUUGCACACACAUCUAUUAAUAGAAUGAUGUUAAUGAGUCACACACUGAUUGAAAUCUAUUAAAAUUGUCAUGAGUCUAAAACCAACUACUGCAAAGAAAUCGUGCAUAUUAAAGCCACAAGUGUUACAACAA
This is a messenger RNA of Silurus meridionalis, 1308 nucleotides long. RefSeq lists its product as uncharacterized. The transcript has 4 exons. Bases 102 to 746 code for a protein of 214 amino acids. NCBI's taxonomy places the organism in Eukaryota, Metazoa, Chordata, Actinopteri, Siluriformes, Siluridae. The record is from RefSeq and is a predicted model, not a curated record.